Rotaria sp. Silwood1 is the source of this 726-nucleotide messenger RNA. The record is from the annotation of a GenBank genome assembly. NCBI's taxonomy places the organism in Eukaryota, Metazoa, Rotifera, Eurotatoria, Philodinida, Philodinidae.
AUGGGACGAAAUGAGUGGCCACCUAAGUAUGGAACAUAUUGGGAAUAUGGUGGAAAUAAUUUUAAUUCUUUUCCACCACAUUGGUGGCAUAAUCGAAGUUCGUUUACAAUAGAUAAUUACAUUAAAUUUAAAUAUGUAAUGGUAUAUUCAACGAAUUUUUCACAAGAUGAAGAUUAUUGGUAUGCAAACACAACAUGUCAAGUUGAUAGUGGAGAAAAUUAUCCAUGUGAAGAAAUUUAUUUUCGAAAGAAUACUCAAAUUCCUCUUCGAUUUACUCAAGUUGUACGUCGAGGUUGGGAUUUGAUUCAGAUAACAACAAACUAUAAAGUUAUAUCCAUGGGAAAACCAGAUGAUAAAUUUUUUAAUUCAAUUCCACAAGAUUGGUCAAGCAUUUGUCAAGAUAUUAACCUCGGUCUUCUCUAUUAUCCACUAUCGACAAAAUUAAAUUUACAUCAAAGUGUAGAAAUUCAUAUUUCACUCGCUGCUCCACCACAUCGAAUUGAUGGUAAUGAUACUGUUCGUAUUCAAUGGAAACCAACUUCAUGUGAUGAUUGUCUUACAUGGACACCAAAAGAACUCACUUUUAACACGAAUAAUUUUCAAGAAUACCAAAUAUUAACCAUUACUCGUGUUAAAGAUGGACCUAAAAUAACUCUACUGCCAAUUUUUGAUGGUGGAAGUUAUGAUCUUGUCCCACCAAAUAUUUAUCCUAUUUUUAUCGAAUAA